Messenger RNA from Fragaria vesca subsp. vesca, 3636 nucleotides. RefSeq names its product FACT complex subunit SPT16-like. The record is from RefSeq and is a predicted model, not a curated record. Bases 186 to 3383 code for a protein of 1065 amino acids. Gene Ontology annotation, cellular component: FACT complex. Gene Ontology annotation, biological process: positive regulation of transcription elongation by RNA polymerase II; transcription elongation by RNA polymerase II. The transcript has 2 exons. NCBI's taxonomy places the organism in Eukaryota, Viridiplantae, Streptophyta, Magnoliopsida, Rosales, Rosaceae. Gene Ontology annotation, molecular function: nucleosome binding.
CUCUCUCUCUCUCUCUCUCUCUCUCUUCGCUUCUCUUUCUAUUGGGUUUUCUUUUUUGGCUAGAAUCGGGGGAUUUGGGCACGCCGCCAGGGAACGAAAGCGAAACCCUAACCCUAAUUCGCGUUGCUGCCGCCGCGAAUUUUCACCGGAAUCAACCGCCGCAGGCACGAAAGAGUCAGUUCGUAAUGGCUGAUAAUCGGAAUGGAAAUGGUAAACCUACGAAGGGUGCUGGAGCCGGAAAUAAUCCUUAUGCCAUUGACUUGAAUGUUUUCAGUCAGAGGUUGAAGGCUCUGUAUUCGCACUGGAAUGAGCACCCUGAGUUGUGGGAUUCUUGUGAGGUUAUUGCAAUUGCAACACCGCCGCAGUCAGAUGAAAUCCGGUACCUUAAAUCUUCGGCAUUACAGAUGUGGAUGGUUGGUUAUGAUGUUCCAGAUACGAUAAUGGUUUUCAUGAAGAAGCAUAUUCAUUUCUUGGGUAGCCAGAAGAAGGUGUCUUUUUUCCAAGGUGUGAAGAAGGCUGCCAAAGAGGCUGUGGGUGUUGAUCUUGUGACGCAUGUGAAGGCAAAGAGUGAUGAUGGCGGUGCUCUGAUGGAUGCUGUUUUGGGUGUCAUUCGUGCUCAACCAAGGGCUGAUGGCCAUGAUACUGUUGUUGUAGGUAGGAUAGCAAGGGAGGAACCAGAGGGGAAUCUUUUGAAAUUGUGGUUUGAGAAGCUGAAGAGUGCAACUGUUCAGCUUGGUGAUGUAACAAAUGGGUUGUCUGACUUGUUUGCUGUCAAGGAGAAAGAGGAACUUGGUGAUAUCAAGAAGGCUGCUUACUUAAGUAGUGUUGUCAUGCAGAAAAUGGUGACGAAGCUUGAGAAUGUAAUUGAUGAUGAGAAGAAAGUCACUCACUCUUCUUUGAUGGAUGAGACAGAGAAACUUAUAUUGGAACCCUCUAAAGUUGGGCUGAAGCUCAAUCCUCAGAAUGUUGAUAUCUGUUACCCUCCAAUCUUUCAGAGUGGAGGAAAGUUUGAUCUCAGACCUGGUGCUGCCAGCAAUGACGAGUGUCUUUAUUAUGAUCGUGCCAGUGUGAUCAUAUGUGCUAUUGGAUCCCGUUAUCACAAUUACUGCUCGAAUGCUGCCAGGACUUUUUUGAUUGAUGCCAAUUCCAUUCAGAGCAAGGCAUAUGAUGUUCUUCUCAAGGCCCAUGCUGCAGCCAUUAGUGAGUUGAAGCCUGAAAGUAAAGCCAGUGCAGCAUAUCUAGCUGCACUUUCUGUUGUAGAGAAGGAUGCUCCUGAACUAUUACCUAAUCUGACAAAAUCUACGGGGACAGGCAUUGGUAUUGAGUUCCGCGAAUCUGGGUUGAAUCUUAAUGGAAAAAAUGACAGGGUGCUGAAAGCAGGCAUGGUCUUUAAUGUGUCACUCGGUUUUCAUAACUUGCAGAGUGGUAUCAGUAAUUCAAAGCAGCAGAACUUCUCCUUGUUGCUAGCUGACACGGUUGUUGUCAACGAUGACAAACCAGAGGUGCUGACAGCAAAAGUUUCUAAAGCUGUUAAAGAUGUGGCAUACUCCUUCAAUGAAGUUGAAGAAAAGCCAGUGAAAGGAAAAGGUCCGGCUAAUGGAACAGAGGCGUUGAUAUCUAAAACCAACCUGAGGUCGGAUAAUAGUGAGAAAUCAAAGGAGGAGCAGCGCAGGCACCACCAGGCAGAACUAGCCCGCCAGAAAAAUGAAGAAACUGCCCGCAGACUUGCUGGUGAUGCACCUGGAUCAGGUAAUAAUCGUUCCACUGCAAAGUCUUCAGCCGAUUUAGUUGCCUACAAGAAUGUAAACGAUCUCGCUCCUAAAAGAGAUCUGAUGAUUCAAGUUGACCAGAACAAUGAAGCGGUUCUUUUGCCUAUUUAUGGGAGCAUGGUCCCUUUUCAUGUUGCCACCAUAAGGACAGUUAGUGUCCAAGCAGAGUCAGCCAGCACCAACCAGGCUUCUUAUAUCAGAAUCAUCUUUAAUGUUCCUGGGACUCCUUUUAGUCCUCAUGAUACAAACUCACUGAAAAACUUGGGUUCUAUAUAUUUAAAGGAAGUCUCGUUUCGCUCCAAGGACACAAGGCACAUUAAUGAAGUCACACAGGUGAUAAAAAACCUCCGGAAGCGAGUUGUGUCCAGGGAGAAUGAGAGAGCUGAAAGGGCAACACUUGUUACUCAGGAGAAACUCCAACUAGCUGGUAACAAAUUUAAGCCUCUGAGAUUGAAUGACCUCUGGAUUCGACCUGUUUUUGGUGGACGAGGCAGAAAGAUUCCUGGUACUCUUGAAGCUCAUGCAAAUGGGUUUCGUUACUCUACCAGCAGGCAAGAUGAGCGUGUGGAUGUAAUGUAUGGAAAUAUUAAGCAUGCUUUUUUCCAGCCAGCAGAGAAUGAGAUGAUCACUCUCCUUCAUUUUCAUCUUCACAAUCACAUUAUGGUGGGCAACAAGAAAACCAAAGAUGUGCAAUUCUAUGUGGAGGUUAUGGAUGUAGUUCAGACCUUAAGUGGAAAGAGAUCUGCCUAUGACCCAGAUGAGAUUGAAGAAGAGCAAAGAGAGAGAGCUAGGAAGAACAAAGUCAACACUGAAUUUCGGACGUUUGUGAGUAGGGUACAGGAUCUUUGGCAGCAGCCCCAGUUUGAAGGCCUUGAACUUGAGUUUGAUCAGCCUUUCAGGGACCUUGGUUUCCAUGGUGUGCCUUACAAAUCCUCAGCAUAUAUCGUCCCCACUACAAAUUGCUUGGUUGAACUGAUUGAAAAUCCUUUUCUUGUUGUCACUCUUGCUGAGAUUGAAAUUGUGAAUCUGGAAAGGGUUGGGCUUGGACAGAAGAAUUUUGACAUGGCAAUUGUAUUUAAGGAUUUUAAAAAAGAUGUUCUUCGGAUCGAUUCUAUUCCAUCAACAUCACUUGAAGGUAUCAAGGAAUGGCUUGACGACACAGAGAUCAAGUACUAUGAGAGCAGGAUGAAUCUGUCAUGGAAACCUAUACUGAAGACAAUUACUGAGGAUCCGCAGAGCUUCCUUGAUAAUGGAGGUUGGGAGUUUUUGAAUUUGGAGGGAACAGAUUCAGACUCUGAGCAAUCUCAGGAGUCAGACCAGGGUUAUGAACCAUCUGAUAUGGAAUCCGAAUCAGAAUCAGAGGAUGAUUCUUCUGAUAGUGAAUCGCUUGUGGAGUCUGAGGACGAUGAUGAGGAAGAUUCAGAAGAAGUCUCUGAGGGUGAGGAGGGAAAGACAUGGGAAGAGUUGGAGAGGGAAGCAAGCAAUGCAGACAAGGAGAAAGGUAAUGAGUCUGACAGCGAGGAGGAGAGGAAGAGAAGGAAGAUGAAAGCUUUUGGCAAGGGUCGAGCCCCUCCUGCUGGUGGCAUCCCGAAGCGGUCCAAGUUGAGGAGAUAGAUAUGUGGUUGUUUCUUGUCCACGUCAGUUCUUAUGUUUUGCUUUAAUGGUUGUCUGAUGAUGACCUAGCCUGGAACUUCUAUAUUAAUCUCUAGUAGUCGGCAAGGAAUUUGGUUUUCAUUCUACUAGCUUAUGUUGAAGAUCUUUAUUUUGCUUGUAAAUUGGUAGCAUCCUCGCUGGAAGUAAACGAUCUAUUGUUCUCUUUCCCAUGGUUUUUGCUUCUACUGUUGAGUACAAUUUAUCAUUUCGAAAC